CUCACAAUCUCACCAACCUCUCUCUCCUUUCUCCUUUUUUUGUCAAAUCAUUUCUAACCUCUCCUAAGCCUUCUCCAAUCCAGCCUACAAUGGCUGUCGAUCAUCAUCUUCCCUAACCUCCACCCUCCUUUUUCCCUGUUAAUCAUCGCCAUAGCUAGACAGGAUGGCCCUUUGGAGCCCCCCUUCAUCUCUACCCCUCCUGGGCCUCCUGUCCAUUAUAAUUUUUCUCCGUCCCACCUCUGUCGUCACUUCUCCUUCUGGUAUACGCCAUGGAAUUAUCCGAAAACCCUCCUCCUAUGAGCCUGCAGUCGUCCUCUUCCGUGAAGCUCCCGCUUUCCGAAAUGGGGAUGCCUGCGGCUCGUCGGAUGCGGACAGGAUACAUGUGGUCAUGACCCUUGACGCCAACUAUCUCAGAGGCACCAUUGCAGCUCUCUUAUCCAUCCUGCAACACUCCACCUGCCCGGAAAACAUCGAUUUCCACUUCCUAUGGAGUCACUUUGAGUCGGAUAUCUUCUCCAGCAUCAACUCCACAUUUCCUUUCCUGAACUUCAAGGUGUAUCGGUUUGAUUCGAAUAGGGUUCGUGGGAAGAUAUCCAAGUCCAUCAGGCGAGCUCUGGACCAGCCUUUGAACUACGCAAGGAUAUAUCUCGGUGAUAUACUGCCGGCGGAUGUCCGGCGGGUUAUUUACCUUGAUUCAGACCUGGUAAUGGUGGACGACAUCGCCAAGCUGUGGGGGGUGGAGCUGGGUGACAAGGUGCUGGCUGCGCCGGAGUACUGCCAUGCUAAUUUCACUAACUACUUCACCUCUGCGUUCUGGUCUGACCGGGCUUUGGCCCGCACGUUUGAUGGCCGGAAGCCAUGUUACUUCAACACAGGGGUGAUGGUGGUGGACGUGGAGAAGUGGAGAGAAGGAGGGUAUACUAAGAAGGUGGAAGAAUGGAUGGCGGUGCAGAAGAAGAAGAGGAUAUAUCAGUUGGGUUCUUUGCCUCCUUUCUUGCUUGUUUUGGCUGGAAAUAUGCAGCCAGUCCAUCAUAGAUGGAACCAACAUGGGUUGGGAGGAGACAAUCUUGAAGGGAGAUGUAGGAGUCUUCAUCCAGGGCCAAUAAGCCUGCUACAUUGGAGUGGGAAAGGGAAGCCAUGGUUGAGGUUGGACUCGAGGAGGCCAUGCACCGUCGAUCAUCUGUGGGCGCCUUACGACCUCUACCGAUCAUCGACGAGCUCGCUAGAAGAAUGAGGUCAAUGGGGGAGCUUGGAUUGAUUGGCAUUGAAGGAUCAUAUGAUUAGGAGAGCAAGAAGGUGACAUUGAUAUAUAUGUGGGAUAACAAAAAUAUUCAAAAAAAAAAAAAUGUUGCCUAGAAGUUCCAUUUGAGGUGAAGUUGUGUAGAGGAAUAACAAAACUUUUGCUGAUCAGGUGGGGGAAGAUGGAGGGUGUUAGGGGGACUAUGAGGUAUAUAUGUAUGGAGGAAAAUUAUGGGUUUUGUUAUUAUCUUACCUACAUCACUCAAUGGUGUUCUUAUGUGUAGAUUAAUCAAAAAAUGAGUGCUGAUUCCAGACGAA
Molecule: messenger RNA, 1557 nt
Organism: Vitis vinifera (wine grape)
Lineage: Eukaryota; Viridiplantae; Streptophyta; Magnoliopsida; Vitales; Vitaceae
Product: probable galacturonosyltransferase-like 4
Exons: 1
Coding region: 164-1234 (356 amino acids)
Cellular component (GO): Golgi apparatus
Molecular function (GO): glycosyltransferase activity
Source: RefSeq, a predicted model, not a curated record